AUGAGGUAAUUAAACGAAGAAGAAACAAAAAUAUUUUAUGAAAAAUUGGGAGAAUAUAUUGGUGCAAAUAUUAAAUUAUUAAUUGAAAAUGAAGAGGAUCCUCAUGUUUUUAGAUUGAUCAAGAAUAAAGUAUAUUAUAUGUCUUUACAAAUUGCAAAUUGGGCAACCAAUGUUGGAAAAGAUGAAUUAUUACAUGUUGGAACAUAUUUUGGAAAAUUUACAAAAACAAAAAAAUUUAGAUUGAAUAUCACUUGUUUAGAGAUUUUGGCCAAAUAUGCUAAACAUAAGGUCUGGCUAAAACCUAGUGGAGAACAAUCUUAUCUCUAUGGAAAUCAUGUAAUUAAGGCACAUUUAGCAAAAAUGUCUGAAAAUAUUCCCUAGUAUGCGAAUGUUAUCUUAUUCUCCUUGUAAGAGAAUCCUUUGGGUUUUGGUGUAGCUUCAAGAUCAACGUUGCAAUGCAAAGAUUUAGAUCCAACUACAGUGGUGGUAUUUAAUCAAGCAGAUUUGGGAGAAUAUUUAAGAUCAGAAGAUGAUAAAAAUGUUGAAAAAUGAUGAUUACUAUAAGUAUUUAGUUUUGUUAAUAGAAAUUAUUCGAACUUUA
Molecule: messenger RNA, 601 nt
Organism: Paramecium tetraurelia
Lineage: Eukaryota; Ciliophora; Oligohymenophorea; Peniculida; Parameciidae
Exons: 3
Biological process (GO): ribosome assembly; ribosomal large subunit biogenesis
Cellular component (GO): nucleolus; preribosome, large subunit precursor; nucleus
Molecular function (GO): RNA binding
Source: RefSeq, a predicted model, not a curated record